AUGGCUGACAGCCCCCCAAAGCUCCUCCCUGCUCCCCUCCCCAGAGUUGAGUUCCUCAAGUCCUCGCACUUCAAAAUUGGCCCUGACCCCCGCCUUCCAAAAGGAUGUAUGAAGACUACUUUUGGUAGUUGGUUCCCUGCCCAUUGGGGCGCCCAUGCAGCGGCCCCCUUCCUGCCAGGCCCCAGCAAGGGGCUCUUCCAUCAGGACCUGGAUAAGAUCCGAGAGAUAACCAGUGAGACACACACAGCCUUUCCUGUCCGUGACACAAACAGCUCCCAACCAAGCAUCAACUUGCCAAUGCAAACCAGCAACCUGAAGAUGCAUGGAGACCCCCGAAUCAAUGUCUUCAAGACCACUUUCCAAGAGAAGUACACCUCCCCAGGACCUGAGGCUUUCAAUCCUUUCACCAAGGAAGCCCGAAGGCAGUUUGAUAAAGACAGCUUCCCCAGUGGAGACAAAGACAAGUUGGGGAUCCCUCUGACUCAUAAUCGCCAGGUCUUCGUGCCCCAGCACCAGAUCCCACAACCCCGAGCUCCUUCCCUGCACCUGGGAGGACCUUCUCACCUGAAGUGGGGAAUGGAGCCUUAUCCAGAUACCUCCUAUCGAGAGGAAUUCCAAGGAAAAUGUAUUUCUCCUAUCCAUCUCUGUGAGAAGCCGAAUUCCCACCUGCAGUUAGGAGACUCCAAAAUUGGCCUGGAAGGAAUCCGUUCAGAGCAGAAGAAUGCCUACACUCCUCAGGGUCUGCCCGAGCACAGGUAUAACAAGAAAGAGGCUGUAGCCCACAUUUUCCAGGUGAACAUUCAGCCUGGGGAUGGCCAUUUCCAUGCCUAUGUCCCAGGUUGCGAGGAUGUGGCUUCUGUGGAUACAUCUGAGCCAGUCUUCAAGCAGCAAACUGUACCCGAUUCAUUAUUACUGAAGGGAGACCAAGACCCUGAAAGAUGCCGGGAAAGAAGCAACUUCACCACAAAUCACCACUCCUUUACCUGGAUGAAGCCUGAAGAAAGUACCAGGGAACCACUCAAUAUACUGAAAAGUCAUGUGAUCUUGGGGGAGAGAAAUCCAAAGUUGGAAGACGUGGUCACCACACACCAGAAGUAUUUCUCAUACCCCGAACCAUCUUCAUCAGGGAUAAUCAAGAGUCAUCGCCUUUUUGAAAGUCAUAUCAAGUUGGGCACCAAUGAAAUGGAUUUCCAGACAACCUCGAGGCAGUUGGGACCUCAUUCAGUCAAGAAGAAUCCAGUGCCUGAGGAGAUAAAGCAGAGGGUUAAAUAUGCCCACAUCCUGCCCCCUCAGCCCAACCAUGAAUUUUCCACCGAAUACAAGGACAGCUACCCAUAUAAAUAUGUUGGCCCGUUGGUCCUGCCAGCCCGCAACUUUCAAGAAAGCAGUUUGCCUCUGGGCUUGCAGAAGCGCUGGUCAGGCAGAGAGGUGGUGAUCCCCUGUUGA
Messenger RNA from Vombatus ursinus (common wombat), 1446 nucleotides. It is a transcript of the gene SAXO5, whose product is annotated as testis expressed 45. Bases 1 to 1446 code for a protein of 481 amino acids. NCBI's taxonomy places the organism in Eukaryota, Metazoa, Chordata, Mammalia, Diprotodontia, Vombatidae. The transcript is spliced from 8 exons. The record is from RefSeq and is a predicted model, not a curated record.